This is a messenger RNA of Jaculus jaculus (lesser Egyptian jerboa), 429 nucleotides long. RefSeq names its product 60S ribosomal protein L35-like. The transcript is spliced from 2 exons. NCBI's taxonomy places the organism in Eukaryota, Metazoa, Chordata, Mammalia, Rodentia, Dipodidae. The coding region runs from base 1 to 393 and encodes 130 amino acids. Gene Ontology annotation, cellular component: cytosolic large ribosomal subunit; ribosome. Gene Ontology annotation, molecular function: mRNA binding; structural constituent of ribosome. Gene Ontology annotation, biological process: translation; maturation of LSU-rRNA from tricistronic rRNA transcript (SSU-rRNA, 5.8S rRNA, LSU-rRNA). The record is from RefSeq and is a predicted model, not a curated record.
AUGACUUACACGGAGCAGAGGAGCCCCUGGAAGGCUGUGCAGUAUUUAGUGAUGCCUCAGGGCGGCGGCAGCGGCUACAAGCGCAGCCACCUGAAGGUGGAGCUGUCCCAGCUGCGCGUCGCUAAAGUGACCGGCGGCGCGGCGUCCAAGCUCUCCAAGAUCCGAGUUGUCCAAAAAUCCAUCGCUCGAGUUCUCACAGUCAUUAACCAGACUCAGAAAGAAAACCUCAGGAAAUUCUACAAGGGCAAGAAGUAUAAGCCUCUGGACCUACGGCCUAAGAAGACCCGCGCCAUGCGCCGCCGGCUCACAAAGCACGAGGAGAAACUGAAGACCAAGAAGCAGCGGCAGAAGGAGCGGCUGUACCCUCUGCGCAAGCAUGCCGUCAAGGCCUGAGCUCACCCUCGCCACAGCAAUAAAACACAAAACUGU